This is a messenger RNA of Macrosteles quadrilineatus (aster leafhopper), 5220 nucleotides long. It is a transcript of the gene Sra-1, whose product is annotated as cytoplasmic FMR1-interacting protein. The transcript is spliced from 24 exons. The record is from RefSeq and is a predicted model, not a curated record. Bases 169 to 4221 code for a protein of 1350 amino acids. Gene Ontology annotation, biological process: axon guidance; regulation of actin filament polymerization; regulation of translation. Gene Ontology annotation, molecular function: small GTPase binding; RNA 7-methylguanosine cap binding. Gene Ontology annotation, cellular component: synapse; SCAR complex; neuron projection. NCBI's taxonomy places the organism in Eukaryota, Metazoa, Arthropoda, Insecta, Hemiptera, Cicadellidae.
CCAGAAAGGUCAUCCAUUCCUGCUGUAUUAUUAUGUUUUAUGGAUUUGAAUAAUUUUUUUAGAUCUUGUUCUAAGACUGGUUCAAAUUGCUCCAGCUUUGGUUGUAGGCUGUUCUGAAAGUUGUUGGUUGGGGUGUUUAAGAGUUUUGUAGGUCCGGUUGUUUUUCCUAUGUUGAUAAAAAAAUCAUUGAAAGAGUCGGCAAUGUCUUUUGGGUCGGUUAUAAUUAUGUCGUUUAGUUUUAGGCUUAUGUUCUUGAGAUCUGAGGUCUUUAUUUUAUUUCUUUCCUCGUUAAUAAUUUUCCAGGAUUCUUUGGAUUUGUUUGAUGCGUUGGAUAUCUUGCAUAGUAUUAACAUGGCUACAGACAAGGUAACUUUAACGGACGCAUUGUCCAAUGUGGACGUACUGGAUGAGCUGACACUCCCAGACGAACAACCAUGCAUCGAGGCUCAGCCUUGCUCUGUGGUCUACAUCGCUAACUUUGACACCAACUUUGAGGACAGAAAUGGAUUCGUCACUGGUAUAGCCAAGUACAUUGAGGAAGCCACUGUGCAUGCUAGUUUGAACGAGUUGCUAGAGGAAGGCCUCAUCCAUGCUGUUAUGUUGUAUACUUGGAGGUGUUGCUCACGUGCCAUCCCUCAGCCCAAGUCCAACGAGCAGCCAAACCGUGUGGAAAUAUACGAGAAAACAGUGGAAGUCUUAGCUCCUGAAGUCAACAAGUUGUUAAACUUUAUGUAUUUUCAGCGCAAGGCCAUAGAACGGUUCUCUGCAGAGGUCAAGCGUUUGUGCCACACUGAGAAGCGUAAGGACUUUAUAUCGGAGGCUUAUUUGCUCACUCUGGGCAAGUUCAUCAACAUGUUUGCUGUUCUUGAUGAGCUCAAAAACAUGAAGUCUAGCGUCAAGAAUGAUUAUUCAACGUAUAGAAGGGCAGCUCAGUUCCUAAAGGUGAUGGCCGACUCACACACUCUUCAGGAGUCUCAGAACUUGUCAAUGUUCCUGGCCACUCAGAACAAGAUCCGGGACACAGUGAAGGAGAACCUGGAGAAGAUUCCGGGAUAUGAGGACCUCCUGUCGGACGUCGUUAACUUGGCUGUACACAUGUUUGAGAGCAAGAUGUAUCUCACACCAACAGAAAAACACAUGCUUGUUAAGGUCAUGGGGUUUGGAUUGUUCCUGAUGGACAAUGAUCUUUGCAAUAUCAACAAGUUGGACCAGAAAAAGAAGCUUAAUCUAUGCAAAAUUGACCGCAUUUUCAAGAACCUAGAAGUGGUCCCGUUGUUUGGUGACAUGCAGAUUGCACCUUUCAACUACAUAAAGCGCAGCAAACAUUUUGACCCCAGCAAGUGGCCUCUCAGCAGUUCCACUAAUAUCAGUCCACAAGCUGACCUGAUGAUUCACCUGCCUCGGAUACGUGAGGACCACGUCAAGUACAUCAGUGAGCUAGCUCGCUACAGCAAUGAGGUGACAACCACGUACAAAGAGACGAGGACAGAUGCUGAGAACAAGGAUACAUCAGACCUAGCAUUGCGAGGACUGCAACUACUCUCGGAGUGGAGUAGUGUGGUGACGGAGCUGUACUCCUGGAAACUGCUGCACCCCACAGACCAUCACCAGAACAACGAGUGUCCUCAGGAGGCUGAGGAAUAUGAACGGGCUACAAGAUACAACUACACGGAGGAAGAAAAGUUUGCUUUGAUUGAAGUGAUCGCCAUGAUCAAGGGACUGCAGGUGUUGAUGGCUCGUAUGGAGACAGUGUUCACAGACGCAAUACGACGCAACAUCUACGCAGAGCUGCAGGACUUUAUACAACUCAGUCUGCGCGACCCUCUGCGCAAGGCUAUCAAGAACAAGAAAGAUCUCAUCCGAAGUAUAAUCAUGUCAGUGCGAGAGACGUGUGCGGACUGGCAGCGAGGUGUUGAGCCCUCCGCAGACCCUGCCCUCCGAGGCAAGAAGGAUCCUGACACAGGCUUCGGCAUCAAGGUUCCUCGUAGAAAUGUUGGUCCGUCGUCCACACAGCUGUACAUGGUGAGGACUAUGCUAGAGUCUCUCAUAGCUGACAAGUCUGGUGGUAAACGCACCCUGAGGAAGGACAUUGACGGACAGUAUCUCAUGCAGAUUGACCAGUUCCACAAAAACUCCUUCAACUGGAACUAUCUGCUCAAAUUUGGAGAAUCACUUCAAGAGUGCUGUGAUCUGUCACAACUGUGGUAUCGAGAGUUCUACCUUGAGAUGACCAUGGGGCGCAGAAUACAGAAAUGUACCGUGCGUCACCAACAUAACGAAGAAUGCAGUGAUCUUAUAACCAUGGAAAAGAGAAUCCAGUUCCCUAUAGAGAUGUCGAUGCCUUGGAUCCUGACAGAUCACAUCCUCCGCACCAAGGAGCCUUCCAUGAUGGAGUAUGUACUGUACCCACUAGACCUGUACAAUGACAGCGCUCACUACGCUCUCACAGUGUUCCGCAAACAGUUCCUGUAUGACGAGGUCGAGGCAGAGGUCAACUUGUGCUUUGAUCAGUUUGUCUACAAGCUGAGUGAGCAGAUCUUUGCACACUACAAGCAGCUGGCCUCCAGCAUGCUUUUGGACAAGAGGUUCCGCGUAGAGUGUCUGGCGAUGGGCACGUACAUGCUGCCGUACCCUCGGGCUAACCGCUACGAGACUCUGCUGAAGCAGCGACACGUGCAGUUGUUGGGCCGUUCCAUCGACCUCAACAAGCUCAUCACUCAGCGCAUCAACGCUGACAUGCAGAAGUCUCUGGACCUCGCCAUCAGCAAGUUUGAGGCUGGAGACAUUACUGGCGUUGUGGAGCUAGAAGGCCUGAUGCAGGUAAAUCGCUUGUGCCACAAGCUACUCAGCAAGUUCCUCGCUUUAGAUGAGUACGAUGCAAUGUUCCGUGAGGCCAAUCACAACGUAUUGGCUCCCUACGGAAGAAUCACACUGCACGUCUUCUGGGAACUCAACUACGACUUUUUGCCAAACUAUUGCUACAAUGCUGCCACCAACAGAUUUGUCAAGUGCCGAGGUAUCAUGUUUACCCAGCCUGUACACAGAGACAAGCCCCCACAGAUGGGCCACCACUACUUGUGGGGUAGCAAGCAUCACAACCUGGCCUAUACUACUAUAUUCGGCCAGUACGCAGGUUUCGUGGGUCCCUACCACUUCCGCACCAUGUGUCACCUGCUGGGCUACCAAGGCAUUGCAGUAGUCAUGGAAGAGCUGCUCAAGAUAGUCAAGUCCUUGAUACAAGGCAACUUGCUGCAGUUCACCAAGACUCUGAUGGAGGCCAUGCCAAAGUUCUGCAAACUUCCCAGAUACGACUAUGGCUCACCAGGUGUUCUGGGCUAUUACCACGCUCAGUUGAACGACAUCGUGCAAUACCCUGACGCCAAGACAGAACUGUUCCACAACUUCAGAGAGCUUGGCAACACUAUCCUGUUCUGUUUGUUGAUGGAGCAAGCCCUCAGUCAAGAGGAGGUGUGUGACUUGCUACAUGCUGCUCCCUUCCAGAACAUCCUACCCAGGCCUUACUGCAAGGAUGGAGAGAAGCCUGAGAGCAAACAAAAGCGGAUGGAACAGAAGUACGGAGCCUUGCAGAUUGUACCUAACAUUGAGAGGCUUGGCACUGCAAAGCAAUCAAUGAUUGCCCGGGAAGGUGACCUGUUGACCAGAGAGCGACUGUGUUGUGGUCUCAGUAUCUUCGAGGUGGUGUUGUCCCGACUACGGGGCUUCCUAGACGACCCCAUCUGGGUGGGGCCGCCCCCCACCAACGGUGUCAUGAACAUAGACGAGUGCACAGAGUUCCACAGACUAUGGUCCGCACUGCAGUUUGUCUACUGCAUCCCUGUAGGAGACACAGAGUUCACCGUUGAAGAGUUGUUUGGCGAAGGCCUCAACUGGGCAGGCUGUACCAUGAUAGUGUUAUUGGGACAACAAAGGCGCUUUGAGGCCCUUGACUUCUGCUAUCACAUCCUGCGUGUGCAGAGAGUCGACUGCAAGGAUGAGAUCGUCAAAGGCAUUAACCUGAAACGGAUGGUAGACAGAGUGCGAAGGUUCCAAGUACUCAACUCUCAGAUCUUCGCUACACUCAACAAGUACCUCAAGUCCAGUGACACGGAGGCCAUGAGCGUAGAGCAUGUGCGAUGUUUCCCCCCUCCACUGCACCCCUCUCUAGCUGCUCACGCUCACUACUACAGGCCAGAGCAUCUACACCAGAUCAUACAGAACUGAUUGAGGUCUGCCCCAGGGGCUCGGGGCAACACCAACGUUUGAACUGACUCAGUUGUGGGGAACAGAUAGUAUCAGCUGCACCACUCAUAGGCUAUUUGUCUUAUGAAGUACAGAUAAGUCCUACAAACUCGGUGUAAUGUUGAUCAAAAGGGUGAGUUAUCGGGAUUUGUGGUUUUAAAUUCAAACUCAGAUAUAAUACAGUGAUUUUUUUUCAAAAAUAUAGAAAAUACAUGAAAAUUUUAUAUAAAACGCCAACCUAUCUUGUCAGUCUCCAGUCUUAGUAGUCGGCAAAAGACUACUUUUAGGUCGUAUAACCCAGUAUCAAAUCCAAAGUAAAAAGUUGUAAGAGUUAUUCUUCAGCAACUUGCAGUUGUAACACACACUAAGAUGGUGGUUCAGCCUUACUAUCGGUUCUUGAUGACGGAAGAAUUGCCAGUGCAAAUAGGCUACAAUCAGUGCAAAUACCGUGACAUGUGCAAAGCUGACAUUUUGGAUGAUAUUUUCAUAGUAGGAUAAAACCGUUUUACUGGACAAGUGGCAUGUAAAAUUAUAAAGCUUAAUCAUAAGGAAAACUUGUCAAUUUAGUAGAUUUUUAUAAAUGCAGCAAUUAAAGCUCUGCUUUUGUCUUACAUUAGGAUGUUUAUAGCUACUUUGAGAAUGUCAUUUAAUGAAGUCAAUCAAUUCAUUUUUAACAUAUUCAAUGCUUAAACCACAGAUUUGUGAUCGAUUAUUAACUGCAUUGUUGGCCCUAUAAAAAACAUUAUUGUUAAUUUCAAAUAUUGUAUUGUCCAUGUUUGUUUAUUAGUUUACUGAUUUUGGUGUCAAAGAUGUUUUUGUUCCCGGUAUAUUAAAUUUUCUUAUUGGAUUAGAUUCACCGAAAUUCCCACCGAUUGAGUGUUACCAGAUUAAAUACUAUCUUGAGGGUGUUUUAGUUAAAAUUAAGUAAUGCACACGAUUAUUAAGAUUAUAUUAUUAUACUCACAAAUGAUGUAGAUAUAA